Rhineura floridana is the source of this 7746-nucleotide messenger RNA. RefSeq names its product solute carrier family 12 member 2 (gene SLC12A2). The coding region runs from base 1652 to 5263 and encodes 1203 amino acids. Gene Ontology annotation, molecular function: sodium:potassium:chloride symporter activity; ammonium channel activity. Gene Ontology annotation, biological process: chloride transmembrane transport; potassium ion homeostasis; cell volume homeostasis. NCBI's taxonomy places the organism in Eukaryota, Metazoa, Chordata, Lepidosauria, Squamata, Rhineuridae. The record is from RefSeq and is a predicted model, not a curated record. Gene Ontology annotation, cellular component: membrane. The transcript is spliced from 27 exons.
AGAUCUCCGAGUCUGAAAACUUUCAUAGCGGACCGGCUGGCCGUAUGCCCACAGGGAAGGAGUUACCAGGCCCGCCCAUCGCCCCCGCCGUGGGACGAGCGCCAGACAUUGUAACACGCCAUCCGUCCUGCGCGCGCGCGCCUUAAACCUCGCUCUCUGUCGUGAGGAGGUGGAUAUAGCAGAGCGCCGUCGUUGACUCCUUCCUUUUUCCUAAGAGCGGCCAGGCGGUGGCAGCGGGACAGCGAUAGCAGGGCCGCCACUGCAGUGAAGGGCGGAAGGCUCUUCUUCACAAACAGGCGGUGCUUAGCGUGCCCCCCUCCCUCCCGUCCUUUCUGGAAAGCCUGUUUCGCCGAGUCUGGGUGGCUCCCGCUGAUAACUGAAAAGAUGAACAGCCUCGAGGCGAGAGCAUGAAGGAACCGGCCGGGCCAGCGGCGGCAUAUGUGAACUCCACGAGAGGCAAAGCGUGAGAAGCUACGCGCUUCCCUUCGCCCUUGCUGGGCCUGAUCCGACUACCUCCACCUCCCGCUCCUCUAGCUGGGGGAUACUUUAAAGACCCGUCCCCGAGACGCGCCGCCGCUAAGCGAUUGGCUGAGGCUGGCCCGCUCUCUUUCACUGGUUGGCGCCGGCUUCCUCUGUUUGGUGGCUUCGCUUGUGUCAGUGUGUAGGCUCGAGGGGAGGGCUGCUGCUGGCGGUGGUGUCAAAGAGGAAGCUUCGAGGCUGGCUGUGUCUUAGGUUCUUGUUUUGCUCAGUCAGGGGCGGGUGUUUGCACUGAACGACAAGGGAGCCUAGACAGCGUAGGAUACACACUCAAACGCGCGCGUAUGUAGUGUUUGCCUCUUCAAACUGGGAAAACGCCACGGAGGCGUUCCCACGUGAGUCGAUGAGGGCGGCGGGGCCGGCUGGCUUUCCCCUUUUACCUGAACUGGGCCUUUGCUGCCUCGUUUAAGGUGGUAAGAGGGACGUGAGUCGAGAAAGGCUAGUGAUGUCGGUGGUCCCCGGUGGGUAGUGCUAAGUAAAGGCUUGUGGGGCUGGCUAGCGGGAGGAGAAUAAGCGAGGGCUGUGGGUGCGCGUGUGUAUAGAGAAAGAAACCAGGCUGAGGUGGUGCGCCUUUAGGACGCUCCUUCGGCGGGGUAAGGAGGCGAGUGAGUAGAAGGGACCAGAUCGCUUCGCCCCUCUUCUCCCUCCUUUCCUCUUACCCCCUUUCUUCCAAGGGCUGCGUCUGCGUCUUUCCCUGACUGUGGGGCGCAGGGAGAGGGAAGCGUGGAGGGACCAGACUUCUUGCUGCAGGCAGGAGAGAGAAGAGCAGGGACAAGAGCAACCGUGUUGCUGCCGGUGCCGGCGGCGGCAAAAGCAUCAUCAUCACCUGGCGCGGCGGCGGCUGCAAGGGCAAGGGCGGAGGGAAACAGAAAGGCGGGGAGGGGCAGCAGGGUGGCUGCCGGCCUGGGAGGCGCGGCGUGUUGCGUUUCGUUGCCUCUUGAGUGCGGCAUAGUAUAGCCCAGCAAAGGCGGGGUGCCGCUUGGCAGUUGAAAGCACUCUGAGUAGUAGGCGCCUGCUUGGGGAAGGAAGGGACUCCACGGGGCCAAGCCAGGCAAAGCCGCGGUAGGAGUUGCUCAUCCUCCGGCCCGCGUUGCCGCCCGUGUGAGGAGGCGCCAUGAAAGGAAAGCCUGUGCAGCAGCCGCCGACGCCGCACACGCCACCUCCACCGCCAAGCUCCGGCUCUCCGAGGCUGAAAACGGCAGGAGGAGGAGGAGGAGCUGCCGAUGCAGCAUCCGCAGGCGCCGAGGAAGUGCCUCGCUUGCCGGCGAGUGACGGGGAUGCUCCUGCCGGCCAAGGCGGCUCCUCGUCGGAGCCGGACACCGGGUUGACUCCCGCCUCGGCUGCCGGCGAUGGGCUGGGUAGACCGCUGGGUCCCACGCCGAGCCAGAGCCGCUUUCAGGUGGACCUAGUGGCGGAGAGCUCUGGGCGAGUAGCCGCGGAUGAAGAGGCGAGGACGACAGAAGUGCCUCCUAAAGCCCCCGGAGAUGGGUCUGGGAAAGGCAGCGAGGAAGCGAAAGGCCGGUUCCGGGUAAACUUCGUGGAUCCCUCAGCCGGAGACGACAGCUCAGGCGAACCCGGCGGAGGUGGCUUUGAGGGUUGCAAUGUCAGCUUCCAAAACGGCGGCGACACGGUACUGAGCGAGGGGAGCCUCCAUUCCGGGGGCGGCUCGGGGGGACACCAUCAUUACUACUACGAUACUCAUACCAAUACCUACUACCUGCGCACCUUCGGCCACAAUACCAUAGAUGCCGUACCAAGGAUAGACUAUUAUCGGCAUACAGCCGCGGGCCUUGGGGAGAAGCUGAUCCGGCCCAGCCUGGCUGAGCUGCACGACGAGCUGGACAAGGAACCAUUUGAAGAUGGAUAUGCAAAUGGAGAAGAAGGAACUCCUACAGGAGAUGCCACUGCUACUUAUUCAGCUGAUAGUAAAGGGAUUGUGAAGUUUGGUUGGAUCAAAGGUGUAUUGGUACGAUGUAUGUUGAAUAUCUGGGGUGUGAUGCUGUUCAUUCGACUGUCCUGGAUUGUAGGACAUGCUGGCAUAGGACUUGCAGUCUUGGUGAUUGCGAUGGCCACUGUUGUAACUACGAUCACAGGCUUGUCUACAUCAGCAAUAGCUACCAAUGGCUUUGUAAGAGGAGGGGGAGCAUACUAUCUAAUUUCCAGAAGCCUGGGUCCAGAAUUUGGUGGUGCAAUAGGCUUGAUUUUUGCAUUUGCUAAUGCUGUUGCAGUAGCCAUGUAUGUUGUUGGUUUUGCAGAGACAGUUGUAGAACUGCUUAAGGAACAUGAUGUAGUUAUGUUGGAUCAGACGAAUGACAUCAGAAUUGUAGGAGCCAUCACAAUUGUUAUAUUAUUGGGCAUCUCUGUGGCAGGAAUGGAGUGGGAAGCUAAAGCACAAAUUGUUCUGCUUGUGAUCCUGCUAAUAGCUAUUGCUGACUUCAUCAUAGGAACAUUCAUUCCAUUUGAAAGCAAGAAGCCUAAAGGCUUUUUUGGCUACAAAGCUGAAAUCUUUUCUGAAAAUUUUGGACCGGAUUUCCGAGAUGAUCAAACUUUCUUUUCAGUAUUUGCUAUAUUUUUCCCAGCUGCAACAGGUAUUCUAGCUGGUGCAAAUAUCUCAGGUGAUCUUGCGGAUCCUCAGUCAGCCAUACCAAAAGGGACACUGUUGGCCAUUUUAAUUACUACAGUGGUUUACGUGGGAGUUGCAGUAUCUGUAGGUGCUUGUGUUGUUCGGGAAGCUACUGGGAACCUUAAUGACACCAUUAUUAGUGAGCUGACAAACUGUACUACUGCAGCUUGUAAGCUGAACUUUGACUUCUCCUGUGAAAAGAAAGCAUGUCCUUAUGGGCUAAUGAAUAACUUCCAGGUAAUGAGCAUGGUGUCAGGAUUUGCACCCUUGAUAUCAGCUGGAAUAUUUUCUGCCACCCUUUCUUCGGCAUUAGCAUCUCUUGUCAGUGCACCUAAAGUCUUCCAAGCUUUGUGUAAAGACAAUAUUUAUCCUGGUUUCCUGAUGUUUGCUAAAGGCUAUGGGAAGAAUAAUGAACCUUUGCGAGGGUAUCUUCUGACGUUCUUGAUUGCUCUUGGAUUCAUAUUAAUUGCUGAACUGAAUGUAAUUGCUCCAAUUAUUUCCAAUUUCUUCUUGGCUUCCUAUGCUUUAAUUAACUUCUCUGUAUUCCAUGCUUCACUUGCAAAAUCUCCAGGCUGGCGUCCUGCUUUUAAGUACUACAAUAUGUGGGUGUCUCUAGUUGGAGCAAUACUUUGCUGUAUAGUGAUGUUUGUUAUUAACUGGCGGGCAGCACUCCUCACGUACGUCAUUGUUCUAGGACUCUACAUUUAUGUAACUUACAAGAAGCCAGAUGUAAAUUGGGGAUCUUCAACUCAAGCACUCACUUACCUAAAUGCAUUGCAGCAUGCUGUUCGCCUUACAGGUGUGGAAGACCAUGUGAAAAACUUCAGGCCACAAUGUCUUGUCAUGAGUGGUGCUCCAAGCUCACGGCCAGCUUUGCUUCAUCUAGUCCACGCCUUCACCAAAAAUGUAGGAUUGAUGAUCUGUGGUCAUAUACAUCUGGGUCCUCGUAGGCAGGCCAUGAAGGAAUUGUCAACAGACUUGGCCAGAUACCAACGGUGGCUUAUUAAAAAUAAAAUUAAAGCCUUUUAUGCUCCAGUACAUGCAGAAGAUUUGAGAGAUGGUGCUCAAUACCUAAUGCAGGCUGCAGGUUUGGGACGAAUGAAACCAAACACUCUUGUUCUUGGAUUUAAGAAAGAUUGGCAAUCAGCUGACAUGAAUGAUGUUGACACCUACAUCAAUUUAUUACAUGAUGCCUUUGAUAUUCAGUAUGGAGUAGUUGUUAUCCGUCUGAGGGAAGGUCUGGACAUUUCUCAUCUUCAGGGGCAAGAAGAAUUAUUGUCAUCGCAAGAGAAAUCACCAGUUACCAAAGACGUUAUAGUAAAUGUGGACUAUAACAAGAAGACUGAGACAGUAACUUCUAAGCCUGUGAGUGAAAAAGCUCCUAUUCAUAAAGAAGAGGAAGAAGAUGGCAAGACUCCAACACAACCACUUUUGAAAAAAGAUCCUAAGGGUCUAUCGGUUCCCUUGAACUUGGCUGAUCAAAAACUGCUUGAUUCAAGUUCUCAGUUUCAGAAGAAACAAGGAAAAAAUAAUAUUGAUGUAUGGUGGCUUUUUGAUGAUGGGGGCUUGACACUGUUGAUUCCCUAUCUUCUGACAACCAAGAAAAAAUGGAAAGACUGUAGGAUCAGGGUGUUCAUUGGUGGAAAAAUAAACAGAAUAGAUCAUGACAGAAGAGCAAUGGCUACAUUGCUCAGCAAAUUCCGAAUAGAUUUCUCAGAUAUCAUGGUCCUUGGUGAUAUCAAUACAAAGCCAAAGAAAGAAAACAUUGCAGCUUUCGAAGAAAUGAUUGAGCCAUUCAGACUUCAUGAAGAUGAUAAAGAACAAGAUGUGGCAGAUAAAAUGAAAGAAGAUGAACCUUGGAGAAUCACAGAUAAUGAAAUUGAGCUGUACAAAACAAAGAGCUACCGCCAGAUUAGGUUAAAUGAAUUACUGAAAGAACAUUCAAGCACAGCUAAUCUAAUAGUUAUAAGUUUGCCAGUUGCACGAAAAAGUGCGGUAUCAAGUGCUCUAUACAUGGCCUGGAUAGAAGCUCUUUCAAAGGACCUGCCACCAGUUCUCCUUGUUCGUGGGAAUCAUCAGAGUGUUCUUACUUUCUAUUCCUAAGCACUACUGCAUGAUAUGCAGCUAUGAAGAAAUGGUACUUCAGUGCCUAAAGGGGAGAGACUGAGAUGUUUGAUUAAAAUAUUAACAUCACACACAGGCAAAAAGUGACUACUCUUUCACUAUUCCACUGACUUGAAAGCACACAAGGAAAGUCACUAUACUCCUAGAGUUGUGAAAGCUUCAGUUUUCUUCUAAUUCUUUUGUAAUUUAAUCUUGCUUAAUGGGAGAAGAUUUCUUGUUGGACUGAAGAAUGAAUAAACAGGUUUUUCUUUGCUACUUGAGCAGCAGCAAUAAAAGUGUUUAUUUUUGAUCAAUGAAAGGAUUAUAGAUUUAUAAAAGCCUUUUAGCCUUGAGGUGCCUUCUGAAGUUAACCAAAUUUCACAUCCAUAUUCCCUAUUUUGUAAAUUUAUAAAGAAUAUCAGUCUGCCAUUAGCUAGACUUAUUUUAGUUUCGAGACUCUUCCAUCUUAAUAAAAAUGCUGCGUUCUGGUCUUCCAUCAAGGUAUUAGUUUUUUGUUGUUUGUUUCCUAUUGUUUCGAAUGGUGUGUAUGUUUUGUUUUUUAAAGAUACCUGUUUUCAUCCGAGACAAAGCUAAAAAGUGGGGCAAGUUGGCUGUAAUAAAAACCAAAUUUGUUACAUUAACAUCUAUAUUAUUCAUUUUUUACCACUUAAUAAAGCUAAAGUAUAUUAAUUAUGAGAGGACCCUCUUCUCAGAUUGCAUCAUACCUGUUUUUUCCAUUGAGCUACCUUGGUUGAAGGUUAGUGGACCAGACUUCUCUCUGCAGCUGUGCUGUGAAGCUGCAGUUCUGUUAUAGGAUGCUGUAAAUGAUGGGAAUGUUGAUGUGAUGCCAUCUAACAGGAUACUUCAGUCUUUCAAGGACUGUCUACAUGAAGUUUAAUAGUAUGUUCAUCUACUUAAAUGGGACCACAUUUUUAUUAGAGGCGUCCCAAGGGCAAUUUAUUAAGUUGUCAGCAUCUAUGUUUAGUCUUGUUAAAUACUCAGGUUUGAUCCUCUUGACCGUAUAUUUUAAUUUGUAUAUGAUGACCUUGUGUAUUGAAGAACUGCCAAUUCGUGUGCCCUUAAUUUGUGUGUAUGUGUGCAUGGUUCGACUGCUUUAUAUUUUUUUACUCUGCUUACUGAAGAAUCACUUGAGGUUUUAUUCACUAGUUUGUAAUAGUGCUUAUGCCUGUUAACUGUAAGAGUUGCCUAAACCCCUUUUUCAUUCUCUUGGCGUUGAUAUGGGGUAAUACGGGCUAGAUUGAACAUUGUUUGAUAUUUUCAUUGUUUGAUAUUGAAGAUACAGAAUAUAAAUACACAAGAUUUUAUGCUAGACAAGAUCAAAGUAAACAAAAAAUAUAUUUUGGAAGUCCCAGUUACUGAGACAAGGUGAUUCUUGCAGAUGGUGAUUUGCAUUCUAGUAAGUUCAAACUCUCACUGUCUUACCAGUGUUUAUUGUGUUCUCCCUUUUUCAGAUGUGCAAUACAAAUUGGCUGCCAGGUAGAGUAAAUCAAUGCCAGUACCCAGUCCUCAUAGGAAAUUGAAACUUUUAUAACAAGAGCAUUUUUUUUCUAAAAAACAUUCCCAGUGUGUAAUAGCAUUGAUAACUACAAGUUUGCAGUGCUUAUUGGCAUAAUGGUAGGGGACAUAAAAUUAUUUAAUGAAUCUGAAAUUCCAUUUCUAUUGUUUAUCUACAGACAACAGGGCAUGAACUUAGUGCUGCUAUCAGGAAAAGGUAUACUGGUACACUUACUCAAAAUUUUGCCAUUUAGGAAAAUUCUGCUUGUUGUUUACAAAAGGACCCAAAUGAAAUGUGUGUGUGUGUGUUGUGUAAAAAUAUAAAAUUGAUUUAAAUAUGGAUGGGAGCAAAAUGUAUUCUGUACUAAUGGUUGCUUCUCACAUGAGAAUUCUCAGUAUCUCACUCUCUCACACACACACACAGAAAAUCAACCAUUGUAAAAUUUAUUAUAAUGCUUCAGUAAACUUAAACUAUAACUUGUUAGCAAGAGGCAAGUUUAUGAUAUAUAGCCAUUCCAAUUUCUAUUUAGUAUGAACUGAAAUUUUCUUUUUGGCAUCAUGUUUUCUUCAGUUCCAAUCAGUAAUGAUUUGAAAUAAUUGUUUUCCAUUGACACUCAGCAAUACCAUUUCUGUAGAUGAAACUUCAUUUUAUCAAAUCAGGAAUUCUUUAGAAAGUAGCUAAACAAAUCAAUUAUUUAUUCAUUUCAUUAUGUUUGUAUUAGACUUUACUUUUUACAUAAUUUGUUUUAUAUGCUUUUCUGUUUAUUUAAAAAUGAACUAUGGUCUUAAUUUAAGGAUUGAGCUUUGGUUGGUACUAUCCACAGUUUGAAGACGUCAUGUCAUAUUUUGAUGAUGUUGUACUGUAACUGUCACAUACAGUGGAUUUUCUAAUGUUUUAACAACUUAAGUAUUGCAGUUACUACUCUGUAAUUGAGGAGGGAUCACUGCAAUAAAUGGGAGUGAAUUAA